AUGACUACUGCUCAUAGACCCACAUUCGACCCCGCAAGGGGAAAGGACGCCCAAAGAGGGCCAGCAUACCAUCAACGUCUCCUACCAGCUCAUACGCAGUUGAAAGUUCGGCAAGCCGGUCAAGGCGGAGAUGCAGAUCACCAGGUCCGCGACCUUCGAGCCGAAUUACUUCAAGCUGAGGCAGCACACUUCGCGAAGACUAAAGGAGGACCCACUCUAGUAGCAGAUGCGCCAGAACCGUUGACGACUACUGCGAAGCGCCAACUCGAGGCUGGUGGCGGCGAGGAUGAAGACCCUGAGGCUAAGCGGAGGCGGAUAUUGGAAGAGACUAGGGAUAUUGAUGCGGACUCAGAGGAUGAUGACGAAGACGAUAGUAGUGAGGAUGACAGUGAUGAUGACGAAGACGAGACGGCAGAACUCCAGCGAGAAUUGGAGAAAAUCAAACGGGAAAGGGCUGAGAAAAGGGAACAAGAGGAACGAGAAAAAGCCGCCGCGGAAGAAGCUGAAAAGGAACAUGAUAUUGCACUUGGCAACCCCCUGCUAAACCCGAAAUCCGAUUUCAACGUCAAGCGCAGAUGGGACGACGAUGUGAUCUUUAAGAACCAAGCGCGUGGGACGGAUGACAAGGGGAAGAAGGAAUUCAUCAACGAUCUAUUACGUUCAGACUUCCACAAGCGGUUUAUGAGCAAAUAUGUGCGAUGA
Messenger RNA from Venustampulla echinocandica, 702 nucleotides. RefSeq lists its product as uncharacterized. Gene Ontology annotation, molecular function: RNA binding. Bases 1 to 702 code for a protein of 233 amino acids. The record is from RefSeq and is a predicted model, not a curated record. Lineage: Eukaryota; Fungi; Ascomycota; Leotiomycetes; Helotiales; Pleuroascaceae. The transcript has 9 exons. Gene Ontology annotation, cellular component: catalytic step 2 spliceosome. Gene Ontology annotation, biological process: mRNA cis splicing, via spliceosome.